CCAGACCCCAGACUCGACGGCGUGACAGCAACAUACGACCCUUCCGCCAUCAUAGCCACUCUAACAGAACACUACCAAGCCCUCUCGACCCUCCCUUUCAUCUCCGCCUCCGACAUCCUCUACCCUCCCCCCGAUGGCUGGCCCAACAUCACCAAACAGAACUUCUCCCCCCUCAAAAAGAGC
Messenger RNA from Mollisia scopiformis, 183 nucleotides. RefSeq lists its product as uncharacterized. The transcript has a single exon. The annotation marks the transcript as partial. The record is from RefSeq and is a predicted model, not a curated record. Lineage: Eukaryota; Fungi; Ascomycota; Leotiomycetes; Helotiales; Mollisiaceae.